UCGAAUUUAAGAUCUGUUUGUUGGUAUGUUGGUUUAGCGACAUCUAGAUAGAAGAAAGGAAAAUGGAGCUGUUCCGGUUAAUGAUGUAGCGAGAAAAUAGGGUUAAUUUGUAGUGAAAUAGCGGACACGAUGCAGAAGAGGUGUACUGUUACAAGUGUGAUGUAAGUAUGAUCCAGAUGGAUAAAACUGGUGAGAAAGAAGAGACAUGUCGUGACAGUGAGAAGAAAGUUAUCACUGAAGGCAAGGCAGAGGUGCUGAUUUAUUCAUCCAAAAACGUAUUUUACAACCCUGUUCAAGAAUUUAAUAGGGAUUUAAGUAUUGCAGUUCUGACAUUAUGUGCACAAGACCAUUACCAAACAUUGCGGGAGAGAAACAUGAAGAAAAAUGAAAAAUCACUAGAAGAUGGUUCUUCAGAUGUUCCAGUAGAGAAGUUGACAGCUGGGAUAAAAUACGAGGAAGGUCUGACAAUUUUGGAGGCGUUAUCAGCAUCUGGUCUCCGCAGCAUCAGAUAUGCGAAGGAAGUGCCAGGAGUGAGGGAAAUUGUAGCCAAUGAUAUUUCAGCACAAGCGGCUUCCAGCAUUCGAGAUAAUGUUGUACACAAUGGGGUGGACCACCUUGUCACAACUAGCCAUGAUGAUGCUGUGUUGGUGAUGUACAAGCACAGGCGCGACAGGUUCAGUGCUGUGGAUCUUGAUCCUUAUGGAUGCCCAUCCCCAUUUCUAGAUGCUGCUGUGCAGUGUGUGAGUGAUGGUGGUGUUCUGCUGGUGACAUGUACUGACAUGGCUGUACUCGCAGGAAACUGUCCUGAGACUUGCUACUCCAAGUAUGGAGCUGUGUCUCUACAUAUCAAGUCUUGUCAUGAGAUGGCACUGAGGAUAGUCCUGCAGUGUGUUGAGUCUCAUGCCAACCGGUAUGGUCGCUACAUUGUACCGCUCCUGUCUCUCAGUGCAGACUUCUAUGUGCGUGUGUUUGUCAGGAUGUUUAGCGGCCCCGCUGUAUGCAAGAAAACUACUAGCAAGUUGGCACUUGUGUUUCAAUGUACGGGUUGUGAGACCCUGUCACUACAACCUCUUGGAGUGUCCCAUCAGUAUGGGGACAAAUUGAAGUUUACGUUGCCACAUGGCCCUCCAGUUGGAGCCGUGUGUGAACAGUGUGGCCAUAAACACCAUAUUGGAGGACCCAUUUGGAGUGGACCCCUGCAUGAUGAGAUGUUUGUGAUACGACUUGAGCAACUAGCUGGUGGUGGCGAGUUUGGCACAUCACGCAGGAUGCAAGGGGUACUUGCUGUAGUUCGAGAAGAGCUCACAGAAGUCCCACUGUAUUAUACAGUGGAUAGACUUUGCUCCAUCAUACAUUCAGAAACCAUGCCCAUGAUGCAGUUUCGGUCUGCACUGAUGAAUGCUGGUUACCGUGUGUCUUUCUCACAUGCUAACCGCAUGUCUGUCAAAACAGAUGCUCCAGCCAGUGUCGUGUGGGAUAUAAUGAGGCACUGGGUUAAGAUGCACCCUGUUCGACAGGAUAGGCUUGUGGGUGUAGCAGCAGCUAUUCUGUCUCGAGAACCUGUUACUGAGAUCAACAUGGAAUUGCGAUCUGAUGCAAACCCAGAGUCCCGUGAGAGGGGCCUGUCUCGUUUCCAGGAGAACCCCCAGCGAUUCUGGGGCCCUGGCAUGAAGGCUAGACACAACAUCCAAGGAGAAGGAAAAAUGGAGAAGAGCAGGAAGAAUCAAGGAAAGAGGAACAGGUCAGAGUCAACUGAUGGUUGCACAAAACAGAUGAAGAGAGACGAGCAAACAGUAAGCAGCUGAGGCUCCCACAUUUUUCACUUUGGUUAUUACACAGAAUAAUUUUACAAAUUUCAAAAUAUGUGGGAAUGUAAUGUUUUAUUUCAUUCUAUGGGAGAACAUUGAUUGAGGAUGUUUGAGAACAAGGUUCUUGGGAACAUGUUUGAUUUUGAGAAAGAGAAAUAACAUGAAGGUGGAGAAAAUUGCUAAUUGACGAGUUUCAUAUUUUUACCCUAAAUCAAAUUUUAGUAGGGUAAUCAAAUCAAGGCUGUGAUGUUGAUGACAUGUAGUGUGUGCAGGGAAGUGAGAAAUGUAUGCAACAUUUUUAUCAGAAUGCAAAUGAAAAGACCAUUGGGGAGAUCUAGACAUAAAUGGAAGGAUAGAUUCUUGAUAUAUAUGUGAGGAAUAAAUUCAAGUGUCUCAGGAUAUGGUCCAGUGGCAUGCUUCUGGGUGUACAGUAAUGUCAUUUCGGGUACUGCCAUAAAAGUUUGGAGUGUCUUCACCAGCUGAGUGAUGACUGUGCUUACAAUGGGAGCUCCUACACCAUGAGCUAUUCUGUAUAAAACCGAUCUUGUACCAAGUAAGGUAUCAAGAUACUGAUACAAAACCCAAAAUUGUUGCUUUGUGUAUCUGAUUUUCAGCAUUUCAGAAGGUAAUGUAAAUAAUUAUGUUACAUUUUUACAUAUGCUAGAAGUUGUAAACUACAUGUGUUGUAGUAGCUAUGAUGAUGAAGAAAUUUUGUCCAGUGACAUGUUUCUUUGUUGCAAAACGAUUGUAGGGUUCUGUCUCUGAGAAAUGAGCUGUGAGUAUACUUAAUGAGAAUAAAACUUAAUUUGUAUUUUC
Zootermopsis nevadensis is the source of this 2624-nucleotide messenger RNA. NCBI's taxonomy places the organism in Eukaryota, Metazoa, Arthropoda, Insecta, Blattodea, Termopsidae. The record is from RefSeq and is a predicted model, not a curated record.